Messenger RNA from Rhipicephalus sanguineus (brown dog tick), 4312 nucleotides. RefSeq names its product transcriptional adapter 1. Gene Ontology annotation, cellular component: SAGA complex. Bases 183 to 1199 code for a protein of 338 amino acids. The record is from RefSeq and is a predicted model, not a curated record. Gene Ontology annotation, biological process: regulation of transcription by RNA polymerase II. NCBI's taxonomy places the organism in Eukaryota, Metazoa, Arthropoda, Arachnida, Ixodida, Ixodidae. The transcript is spliced from 2 exons. Gene Ontology annotation, molecular function: transcription coactivator activity.
AAUCCAGGCCGAGCCAAGCCGUUCACGCAUGUGUGCGUGUGUGGCGUCGCCGCCGGCGGUCUGUGAAUUUUUUUUUGACAGUGCGGUUGGUGCAGUUUUGUCGGCGUCUCUUUCGCAGCUCUUGAAGUAUGGCCUGCUGCUUAUGACAACGGCAGCACAAGAACUUCGCUUUGUUUGACUGCAUGGAGCUCCGUACGACAGCCGUGUACCGUGGUGCCACUCCGAUGGCGGCUUGCACAAACCAACUCCUAGCGGCCAAGCAAAGGCUUUCCAAUGUCUUGGGAGACGGCUUCAAGGCAUACAUGAACUAUCUGAAGCUCUGGUUCAGCCAGAAGCUCACCAAAGAAGAUUUCGACGUGGAAGUUCGGAAAGUGCUGACCCAGGAGGGAGUGCGCGCCCACAACGAGUUCCUUUUGGCAUUCUUCAACAAGUGCCAAGCCCCUUGCAUGGGCCGUGAGUCGAGUUCCUCAAACGCCCGCGACAAGAAGCUCAAGAGCAAGGCCAAACCGGUGCGAGUGACCUUCGAGAAGAGGUUUGUGCCGGUCUCUGUCACGCGCCACGUGCCCGCGGCUAAAGAGCCUGCGGCCAGUCUCGACUUGUGCCUUCGCGAGUACUGUCUUCCCGACAAGAUGCUCGUCCACGGUCGCAUGUUUGUCAUCGCUUGGGACAGCGGACUGGAGGCCGUUGACGACCGGGCAGUCCAGCUAGUCGUCAUCGCCAUCAAGCAAAAAGUGAGAGACAUUAUCUUGGCUCUGCUAAGCCGUCGCAGCGCGUACAAGCUUCGGGACGGUCGAAUGCAACACAGCCUGGGAUGUGCCCCGCCUAACCCUUACCUGCGGUUCCCCGGUCGGUCGAACUUCUCAUUAGGCCUAGCGGCGGCGGCGACGGUGACGCCCACUGGUGAACACCAGCCCUGCGCGCUGCCCAGCUUGGAUUGGGCCGAGAGUAGGGCCGCUAUGGAAGUGGCCGCCGAUCCGUGGGAGCGCCCACCUCGACAACCCGUCUGUGCCGCCGAUUUGCUGGAGACGCUUCAGGUUCGACGCGACGUCUUGCCAGCGCACUCGGUCGGAGCGAGGGCCCUGGAGCACGCGCUUGCUGCGCAGUGGCACCCGAGCCACGAAGAGCUGCGGCAGGCCAGCAUCCACGAGCAAGAGGAGGCACUGAGGGCACAGCUUCUCGAGCAGCACUUGGUCUGGUGAACGGGCCCCGUGGAUGUACAUUUUCUCGUUACAGGAUCAUGCUUGACGUGCUCGGGUCAAUCUAUAAGGCUCGGGUAGCUCAGCUCAGACGAUAUUCCCACCGUACGUGUUGGUACAAAGAUGCAGACACCACACCUGUUGGAAGCACAGAACACUCUAAUGCGUAGAGUUCACUCUAAUCCGUAUUUUAGGUUUUGUCACAAAACAUGCAAUUGUACGGGUUAAGUGACAGAAUAUGUUGCUCUUCCAUCUUUGUAGAAUUAGAACUAUCAGCGUUCACUGAACUCCUGUCUGGCAAACCAGCACAAACGUAAGAGUGCUGACAUCCUGAACAGUGAAACAUUUCAAAGAUGCAUAUGUGUCCGGCUGAUACAGAAGCGACAGACUGAACGCACAGUGACAAGCUAUAGGCUCAUCGCCACGAUGACAGCGUGUUGUAGGCCGUUCAGCCAUGUCAUCCAGUCAAGACUACAAAGAAGGGUUGAAUAGUGAGCUCUGGAGGGAGCUGCAGAAUUGCCUCAGGCCCAGCCAUUUGCCUGCAGUGUAGCCCACCUGUCACUUUAGUGAUAGAAGUGCUGCGCGAAAUGACUGAUUUUUGCGUAUUUUAUUUGCGCCAUGAUUGUGCGGAGACUCACACGAGCUUUAUAACCUCUAUGUCGACUCUACAGGCUAAAUGAAAAUGAACUGUGAUGGUUGUCAAACUGAAUGGACGACCAAACCAAGCCAAUUUUCAUUUUCUGAGCCAUUGCUAGUGACAUGUGCUGGUGAUCCGGCUAGCUGUGCUGCCUUCUUGGUGGUCACAUUGGAAUAUUUCAUUUGGCAGUGACAUUUAAAUGCACAGGUGAAAUAAUCGGUUUCGGCUGCUGCAUGCCUGGCUUUGUUUUCAUGGACAAUAUUAGAAUGUUUGGAAAUUUUAAACAUACAAUGUGCAAGCCUCAGCAAGUAUCUCUCUCUUGUGUCUUUUUUAUGAAUGCUCAAGUAUGCCUUGCUGUUUGAUAUUUAUUUUCGUGCUUUGAUCAUGCCUAGCAAUGUUUUUCACAUACUGACGCGCAUUUGUGAGCUCUCAAUUUCAUAGCAUGCUAUUUUUGCCAUUAACAGCAUUAGCUUUGAAUCUUGCUUCACUUGUCAGUAGCUCCUGCAGGCCUGCAGUUUGUUUUAUAUCUCAUGUACAUAAUUAGAAAUAUUUCAUAAAUUCUUUUUGUAAACAUGAUUGCAGUGUAAUCACCGGUGCUAGAUCAAAGCUAGAUUUCACAUUUUUGUGCUUGCCCUUUCGCACACAGCGGUUUCCAUGCUGUGCAUAUUUACUACUAAUGAAGUAAUCGUGCGGCAUCAGAGUUGUAUCAUUUAUGUCCAAGACAAGUUCGUCUUUGUCAUCUAAUUCUUCUUUCUCAAUUUGGGCUACUGUGUCAUACCAAUUACUACCUCGUCAAGUUGGAUUGGUAUUGUUAUACACUAGUUGCGUAAUUUCUAAAAUAAAUUUGUCAGUGUGGCUGUAGAUGAUCUAUUUGACAGUUAGUUUUUGUUUCACCGUAUUUAUAGCUAAGCUUUUUUAUCUUAAAGUAAUCUGUUUCAUUUGAUAGACUUGUGCGAUGUGUUACGGUGAUCCAAAAAAAAAAGGCAGCAGUUCAGGGGAAGACUGAAGUUUUGAAGAGGUGGAAAAUCCGUGAACGUGGGGUGUUCACGCUGGAGCCGACGUUUCGACAAGUGGACUUGUCUUCUUCUGCAAGGCUGCAACCGCUUUCCUUAGCGCACAUGUGUAUAUGCUUUCUACCCUCUCCUCCAAUCCAAACCAAGGAGGAGGAAAGGGCAACUGCAAAAACGGGGUUGGGGUGGUAGAAGGAGGGGCCAGCAUGCCGAAUUAGGCGAGUCAAAAGGAAAGAGAAAUAGUCCGUGAAAAAGAAAGAAGCACAUACCCACAUGUGCCAAGGAAAGCAGUUUCAACCUUGAAGAAAAGUUCAGUUGUUGAAAUGUCAGCUCCAGUGACACCCUGUGUUCAUGAAUUUUUAUGUUACGGUGACGUACUUUGUGCUUCAGUGUGUUCAUGUUAACUUAUGUAAAAAAAAGCAUUCUGAAAGUACUGAGUUUCCCUAAGGUGUGUUCGUUUUGUGUUCUUUGGUGAAUUCAGUUAGUGUGUUACGUGAUAAAGAGUAAUUGCAGAUAUUUCUUCAAAUGCUUACAUCACUGUCAUACUGAUUGCAUCCGAAGUUUGCUGCCUGCAUGUGGGCAUUGAGUUGCUCCAAACCAUGGUUUUCUUGCUUCAAAUGGUUAACUUUUCCUUCUCAAUAAGCAUACAUUUCUGCUUGAAACUGCUAUUCUUGUUGCUCUAAAAGCUGAUCCAAAAGUUCCUUGAAUCGCUAUCACCCAGGUGAUGGAAAUUCGAGUGAGGAAUGGAGCCCUUUUUUUGUUUGCCUUCUUCGACAUGUUGCGUGCUUCCAACAGCACUGAGCAGGGCCCAUGCCGCGACAUGUAUUGCAAGCACUCGGUCUGACACAGGGGAAAGUGUGUGUGUGUGUGUUGUGUGUGUGUGUGUGACGGCUUGUAAAAAGCAGUUGCAAUCAUAUUUUCUUGGCUUAAAGGGACCGACAGCUGCCCAGAACAUGAAAUGAGAUGACUGCACUGAUGGAAAGAUUGUCCGUCGCACUGACUCAAACCAACCCCGUUUAUCUCGAGAGAGGUGGAUUUAUACUUUUAUUUCUUCAUUGAAAGUUGCGAAAAAUGACCUUUGGCGCCUCUGGCGGCAAAAUCAUAAACGGAAUUCUUAUCCCAACCCUGUUCAGUUACACAGGAUGUUCCCAGAGAUCUACCCAGAUUCAAUAUGUAAAGCAUGUAGAAUAGAAGAGGCCUCCCUAAGCCAUAUGCUAUGGGGGUGCUCCAAUCAGCAAACAGACUCCCCAAAACCUCUCCGGGAGCGAUGGCGGAAAACGCUGCUCAGCUCUGAUCUACAGGACCAAACCUGGGCUAUCAAGCAGGCCAGGGAGGCUAGUGGAAGACAAGGUCUUCCGUCCUCCAUCUGAGCGGUCUGGCCCGGACCAGCAACUAGCCGGAUCUUGCAAUAAAGUUGUUUCAUUCAUUCAUGAAGCCGGUCAGGUGACCAUUGAUUGGUGUAUGCGCUC